UACUUUUUAAACAAAUGAAUCCCUCUCUUCCGCUCCCAUUUCUGUGAUUUCUUGCCCAAACCGAAAUUUUCUCUCCAAUCAAAUCAAGUUGACAAUUUCGAUUCAUCGAUCAAGGUCAAUCGAUUUUAUCAUUACCAAAACAUACAUUUCAUCACUUUUUCACACACACACCACAUUGUCGGAAAGAAAAGAAACAAAUCGAAAUCAAUUAGGCAUUGAUUUGGUUGUUGUUGCAUACCAACUUGAUACAUUGAUUCAUCGAUUUUCCAUUAUUUCUUGAGCAUAUUUUAUCCUAUUUUUCUUUGUUUGCUGGUUGUUGCUAACCAUUUUUUCGAUCCAACUCAAUUGGCCAUCCAUUCUAUCUAUCAACACUGAAUUCCUUCACUAUUUCUUCAUUCACCAAACAAAACCGAAAUAGUAUCACUAUAUUCAUUCAGGCUGAUUUGGAAAGAUAUUUUAUCUUUGCCACCACAAAUUUUGAUUAUCAUCAUUUCAUCAAUCAAAUAAACAAUGAUUAAUCAAAAAGACAUGCAUCAUCAUCAUCAUCAAAUUGCUGGCAAUGGCAAUAUUGGUGAUGGUCAACUCAUCACUAACAACAAUGACGAUGACGAUUGUUUCCUAUUGAUACCGACCGAUUCAUCGCUCUCAUCGUCAUUAUCAUCAAAUGGACAGAUUUCACCUUUGACCAAAACAACCAACAAAAAUGACGAUAAAGCGGUCAUACCCGUUAAUGUUGGCGAUAUCAAUCAGCCAAUAAUGACGUUUGAUUGUUUUUCCUUAACAAGUCAACAAUCAUUUCCUUUCGGCUAUGAUAAUAAUGAUAAUCUCGUUGAUUUGUUGCGAAAAGGUAAAGCAUCUCUGAUCACCAAUCAAGGUACUGCUGAUGAUCAAAAUUAUGACCAAAAUUAUGACCACGCACCACCACCACCACAACAACAAUAUCAUCAACAUUGGUUCGAUUCGAAUAAACAAACAAAUCAUGUGCAUCAUCCAUCAGCAACAUCAACAGCUAGUCAAACCAGCAACCAUAACGAUAACAAUAAUGAUGAUAAUGAUAAUGUGCAAAAUGAUUUCAUUAUGCCCAUUCAAACAUCGAUUGCAAAUUUCAAUAAGCCACGACCACCACCACCAAAAAAUGAACACCAACAUUCACAACCGUUGAUCACAGUGGAUGAUUCCAACUCAACGUCGGGCCAACAUUAUAAAAUCGCAGCACAUCCUCGUCAUUCGGCUAAUUCAGUUGAUUGCAACGAUUCCCAUCCAUUCAAUCAUUUCCAACAACAACCAAAUCAAUUCAUUAUGACCGAUAAAAAUACUGAUGGCAAAAAUAUCCUCCAAUUAGACCAUCCACCCAUCGAUCCAUUAGAUUUUCUUGAACUUUAUCGUCAACGCAACAACAAUGAGCAAUCCAAAUCGCCCUCUUCUUUUUUAUCCGAUGUUCGUUGUCCAAGCGAAUCGCAAUCAAUCACCAAUUCUACCGUAGCUAUACUAUCACCGAGAAAAAAUCGCAAAAAUAAAAAACAGAACAACAACAACAAUGAUGAUGAUGAUGAAAAAUCGUCUACAAAUGAUGAUUCAUCAACAACAGCGGAUAGUUCAUCGGUCACAAUCGAUAAUGAUACGGAUAAAUCAGCAAUGGAACGUGGCCAAUGGUCCGGCAAAUUGGAUUUCAUAUUUAGCUGCAUAUCAUAUGCCGUUGGUCUGGGAAAUGUAUGGCGUUUCCCUUAUCUAUGCUAUGAAAAUGGCGGAGGAGCCUUUCUCUUUCCCUAUCUGAUAUGCAUAUUCGUGAUUGGUGUGCCGUUAUUUUUGAUGGAGGUAUCGCUUGGUCAAUACUUUCAUGCGGGUGGUGUAUCGAUUUGGAACCAGAUUCCCAUUCUGAAAGGUGUUGGCUUUGCAUCGAUGAUCAUGAUCGGCCUAUGUAAUACCUAUUACAUAGUCAUUAUUGCAUGGACAUUAUAUUAUCUAUUCAGUUCAUUACGUGUUCCACUGCCAUGGAUGUCAUGUGAUAAUCCGUGGAAUACUUUGGCAUGUUGGAUCAGUGAUAAAGAUGGUUUGGUUGAAACACCUUCUGGUUCAUUAUCACCUGCGCAAGAAUUUUGGGCUCGUAAAGCAUUGAAUAUUAGUGGUGAUAUGGCCGAAGUUGGUCAAGUUCAAUGGCACCUAUUCGCAACGCUAAUCCUAGCAUGGAUACUGGUCUACAUCGUCAUCUACAAAGGUAUCCACCAAAGUGGCAAAAUAAUCUGGGUGAUGGCCAUGUUUCCAUACGUAAUAUUGACUAUUCUCUUUGGUUAUGGUUUAUCAUUGCCCGGAGCAUUCGAUGGCAUUUCAUUCUACAUAACACCGCAAUGGCAUAUGCUGAAAGAAGCGAAAAUCUGGGUUGCUGCCGGCACCCAAUUAUUAUUCACAUAUGGCAUCGGCAUCGGUACCAAUAUUGCACUGGGCAGCUAUAAUCCCACUAAUCAUAAUUUCUAUCGGUAA
Messenger RNA from Dermatophagoides pteronyssinus (European house dust mite), 2478 nucleotides. RefSeq names its product sodium- and chloride-dependent GABA transporter 1-like. Lineage: Eukaryota; Metazoa; Arthropoda; Arachnida; Sarcoptiformes; Pyroglyphidae. Gene Ontology annotation, biological process: sodium ion transmembrane transport; nitrogen compound transport; amino acid transport. The record is from RefSeq and is a predicted model, not a curated record. Gene Ontology annotation, cellular component: plasma membrane.